CAAAGGAUGGGGUCUAUGAUCAGCAGCUUCUUUCAAACAGGUGGCCAUCUUUUAUCUUCCGGGACUUCCGAGACAACUAGGAAUACAGUACUUGCUCUCCUUCAGGAUAUGAGAGAAAAAGAAAUGUCCCACAUAGAGUGGUGUUCGAUUGAAACUUACAUUAGCAACAUACCGAAGGGUGAAAACAUUCUUUCAGUGGCCAGUGCUGAUGGAUACAAUUUGCUUCAAAGAGCCAUAGGUUUCAACUGUGUUGAGCUUGUGAAAUGGAUAUUAAACCGUGGCUGUGAUGUUAAUCGUGGGGCUUGUAGCUUGCCAUUACACAUUGCGGCUUUCCAUGGAACAGAAGAAAUAGUUGAAUUAUUGUUGAAACAUGGAGCUCGAGUUGAUUUAGAAGCAAGAAUGUGCUUUCCUGGCCCACAUAAUCAAAAUUGCGAAUUGAGAUUUUACGUUGUUCCUGGAAUGGGCAUGGAAAAUAGAACACCUGAUAGAUUACAAUCUGCUGAAUACUACGCCAUUGAUGGUGAUCAGUCUGAAAUCUUAGAACUACUUUUAGCUCAGGGGGAAGAUAAUUGGUUGCCAUGGCAGCAGAAGCGUCCGUUGUUACAUCUUGCAUGUGAGAGAGGAGCAUGGAAUUGCGUGAGAUACCUUGUGUCAGAGCGGUCAGAUGAAAUCAAUCAAUGUUAUGAUGAAUAUUAUCCAAUUCAUCAAGCUGCAAUACAAGAUUUAAAGUUUCUCGGAUUGCUCAUUCAGUGUGGAGCUGACGUUCAAGUGCGUACAGCAACACAGCAAAUGACAGUGUUGCAUGUUGUUUUGCUUUCGGGAAGAAAGUCGGCCGAAGAAACUUUAAAUACCAUCAAAAUGCUGCUCGAUCAUGGCUGUCGAGAUUUGAUUAACGAACCCGAUACUCUUGGAAAUACCCCAUUACAUGCGCUGAUUGUACGUUAUGCUUUAGAAGAAUCUAGAUAUGGUUAUAAUUCAGAGCCUAGACCUUGGAAUAAAUGGGAUAUGCUUCAUAUGGUUAGAUAUUUGCUUCAAAAUGGUGCUAGUCCAAGCAUAAAUCACCAAGGAAAUAGUGCUUUAGCAUGUGUGUUGCGUCACAUAAGAGAUUGGGAAUUUCGUUAUGAACUUUUAGAAAUGCUUUUACAAAAUGGCGGCAAUCCGAACUGUGUUGGCAGGGAUGGUUCUGUGCCUCUUAUGGUGUGUUUAGUACCACUAAUCAAUAAAGAUCCCUUACAUUAUUUGACACAUACGAAGAAGGUAUUUUAUCUGAAUUCUGUUCGUUUACUCUGUAAAUAUGGUGCUAAUCCUAAUUGUUCCUCCCGGAGCAAUUUAACUCCGUUGCAUGUUCUGGUCUUCACUGCCAGUGAAUAUAUCAUAUUAAAUCGAGAGGUUGAAAAAAAUAACGCAUUCGCCUUUAUUCGACAAUUACUAGUCAUCUUACUUCAGCAUGGACUCGACCCAAAUGUUACAUUCUCUCAACGAACACAGCAUAUUCUUUUGGCUCUAAUGGAUAUGGUACAAAAUGCUCGUGUACCAUCUGAUUUGCACUAUGUGUAUGACUUGACUCUUGUUUUGCUUCAGUACGGAGCUAAUCCUAAUACAAGCAUCAGUACGACGGAACCUAUGAUUUAUCAUUCACAAAGUUCUGUUUAUAUUAAGAAGCCUUCAAAUUGGGUGCUGUAUCAUUAUAUCAUGUUCAUAAUUAGGAAAGAAGAACUUUUAAACGACAAAGAAAAAAGUUUCACGAAAUUAAUAUGGCUAUAUUAUUAUUCUAUGAACCACAAAGAAUUAUAUAAAUGCUUCAAAAUUUUAAAUACCCAGACUACUUUAAUACCAAUGGGAAGUGAUGUUGCAAGCCUUCUGAAAUACAUGCGAACGCAUCCCAGGACUCUGAAACAAAUGACUCGCGUUGCAAUCUACAACGCUAUGGAAAACAGGGUAGCUCCUAAUAUAAACAAAUUGCCUUUGCCUCCUGCUUUAAAAGAAUAUAUGUUAGACUGGAAUCCCUAA
Molecule: messenger RNA, 2010 nt
Organism: Uloborus diversus
Lineage: Eukaryota; Metazoa; Arthropoda; Arachnida; Araneae; Uloboridae
Product: ankyrin-3-like
Exons: 3
Coding region: 7-2010 (667 amino acids)
Biological process (GO): intracellular signal transduction
Molecular function (GO): protein binding
Source: RefSeq, a predicted model, not a curated record